AGCUUGCUUACGCGCCUCAAAUUCGUGACACGAGCGUGACGAACGCGGAGAGAGUGCGUACUGAAAAUAAACAGAGAGUAGUGGUGUGGUGACAAGAGCGCGGGUCGAACGAUGGCUUCGCCGAACAAGAAAGCCAAGGAAUUAGAGGAUCCAGGUUCGGGGGAGGGUGUUGAAUCACGCGAUUAUGAUAUUGAAAUACAAAAGACACUCGAAGAGAUUGAUGGGUGUCAGAAUCAAAUCGAUGGCCUCAAUGAGAAAGCCAGCGAUGAAAUCCUCGAAGUCGAGAAGAAGUAUAAUAAGUUGCGUAAGCCCUAUUUCCAAAAACGGAAUGACAUUAUUAAGAGGAUACCCAAUUUUUGGGUUACAGCUUUUGUAAACAAUAAAGAAAUAGCAGAAAUAUUGGAAGAAGAUGAAGAAGAUGCCCUUCGAUUCUUAAAUAAAUUAGAAGUUGAAGAAUUUGAAGAUAUUAAAUCUGGCUAUAGAAUUAAUUUCCAUUUUGAUGAAAAUCCAUAUUUUGAAAAUGAUGUCCUUACAAAAGAAUUUCAUUUAGGUUCUUCUGGAGAUCCAGCAUCUCAAAGUACACCUAUACGUUGGAAAGAGGGUGCAGAUUUAACAAAAAGAGCUAAAACCAAAGCCCCAUUAAAAGGUCGUAAAAGGCCAUUAAAGCACAGGUCAUUUUUUGACUGGUUUACGGAUCAUGGAGAUCCAAGUUCAGAUGAAAUAGCAGAGUUGAUUAAAGAUGAUAUGUGGCCUAAUCCAUUACAGUAUUAUUUAGCACCAGAUAUGGAUGUUGAAAAUGGUAUUGAAGGAGAUGGCGAAGAAUGCGAUACAGAAGAGGAAGAGGAAGAAGAAGAUGGUGGAGCAGAUGAUGGUGAUGAAGCAGGUGAAGCUGAGGAAGGAGAUGAUAGUAUAGUUGUUGUCGAAGAUGAUGUAGAUGAAGACGAUGAGGAAGAAGAGGCUGUGAAUGAUGAAGAAGAUGGGGUAAAUGAAGAGGAUGAUUUAUUGGUAGAUGAUGAAGUAGAUCGUGAAGAUGGUGAAGGAGAAGAACCAGAAUAGAAUUUAAAGUUAGUUUUUCACAACAUUGGUUACAGUCACAGACACUAAAAAAGAAUCGCUGAAAAUACACAUCAGAUUGAUUGAAAAUAAAUAAAGUUUGCAGGACUGAAAAUAUUGAGCCAUAUGAAUAAACCUCAGGACAAUUUUGAGAAAUUAAAGUAGCAACCAAAAUUUAGCAGACCUAAUCUUUUUUGGCACGAAAGAAAAUUGUGUGUAUAAAAGUACAAUAUUUGUUUGAUUGUGCCGAAAUAAAUAAAAGAGAAGAUGGUCUGAGAUAAAUUAGGUAGAUUUCACACUGUACUUUGUUGUAAAAUUGUGCCGAAAUAUAAUACGAAUUCCUUAGUUAUAUUCAUAUGGCCUAGUCAUCUUCUAUAUAGUAGAUAUACAAUGAAGAACACCUGCUCAAUUUCAUCGUGAUAAGAUUACAUUAAGAAAAAAAUAAAUUAUAAGAUAUAACGAGAUAAUGGACAGGUGUUCUUUUCAUUUUGUUUUGUCACGAAAAUUUAUUCCGCAUUAUUUCCGGAACGAGGUAUUUCAAGUUUCUUGAGAGUGACAGUACAUUUCAUAUAGUUACAUGUUCAAAUACAUAGUAUUUGUCGUAAAGAAAUAUAAUUUUGUCAAAUAAUUAAAUCAUAUAUCUAUAAAAAUUUGUAUAGUUUAUUAUACUAUAUAUUUAUAAAUUAUUCAUUUGCACUUAUAAUUUCAAUAUUUUAAAAACAUGAUCAUAAAACAACAUACAAAAUGUAUGAAAAUAAUUUUACAUAUUUUCAAUAAUUUAUUUUAAAUAUCAAUUGGAAACAUAUCGCAAAACAUAAUAUGUAAAAAGAUGUAUAAAAAUAUAUACAUAAUUCAUGUCUUUUAUAAUUUAAUUAUAUUAUAUUAUGUACAUGAUGCAACAUCACAAAUUUGUACUUUUUGAAAAUAUAAAACAUUUUUGUAAGGUUA
Molecule: messenger RNA, 2001 nt
Organism: Apis dorsata (giant honeybee)
Lineage: Eukaryota; Metazoa; Arthropoda; Insecta; Hymenoptera; Apidae
Gene: Set
Product: protein SET
Exons: 5
Coding region: 112-1056 (314 amino acids)
Biological process (GO): nucleosome assembly
Cellular component (GO): nucleus; chromatin
Molecular function (GO): histone binding; chromatin binding
Source: RefSeq, a predicted model, not a curated record